Chiloscyllium plagiosum (whitespotted bambooshark) is the source of this 2396-nucleotide messenger RNA. Lineage: Eukaryota; Metazoa; Chordata; Chondrichthyes; Orectolobiformes; Hemiscylliidae. The record is from RefSeq and is a predicted model, not a curated record.
AUGUUAACUUUUUCAAAACAGAGGAUCUCUGAGGUCUUCAGUGUUUCAGAAGCAGUUGCUCAUCAACAAAAGCAGGUAACAUCCACCAGUGGGCAACAGAAAUAUCCUAUUGCAGAUUGUAACAAAGAAAGCUUGCCCACCGAUCAGUGUCUCAAUCUCUCAUCGGCCCAUUCUGUUGGUCCAUUAGCACUCAAAACCUACCUCUGCCCUCUGGAGUUCUCCUCCUACAAUUUGGCAAGAACGCCUGCCAUCUCCAUUUUCUACCUGAGUGGAAGUCUAGAAAUCUCUAACCUCACCUACACCAAUGAGUUAGGAGACCCACGCUCACAGCAGUUUAUUUCACAAGCACAGGCAGUUCAAAAUUAUUUUUCAGAACUGUAUGAGCCAUCUAUAUUGGGAAAAUAUUACCUAAAAUCUGUCAUCACUGCAUUUAGUGAAGGAGAAGAAGGGCUUCGGGCAUAUUAUUGGACUUCAGGAUCUGAAGAAUAUGACUUGACAGUAAAGUCAGCGAUUUCUUUUGAUCUAUAUGCAAAACCAGGCAACAAUCGGACACUGACAUUGACACUCCCAAAGAGAUCCUAUUACCAGUGGCGGCUCCGAGUUCCAUCAGGCCAUAUUGUACACUUAGUGAUCCUGACCCUACAUGGGGCAAUUCCAGGAAACUGUGCAAUCCAUAAACUAUCAGCCUAUGAUUUCCUACUUCCUGUACAGAACAAAAUAAUAACACGUUGGUGUGGUUCGCCUGUAACUUGGAAUCCUCCAGUUAUCAGAUUGACUUCAUCAGGCAAUGUGAUGUUGGUGACAUUUUCCUCAAAUGUACCAAGAGUUGGUUCUGUAUUUAAAGCAUAUUUUGAGGCUGUUCGAAAAAGAGGUUGUGGUGGUAACCUAAUAUCCUGGAAUGGCUCCUUGAGCUCACCCUACUACCCUCGUUACUAUCCUCCCAAAAUUGACUGCACCUGGACCAUCACUACACCUGCAGUGGGGUAUAUUAUAGCCCUUUCUGUUAUUGUUUUGGAAAUCCAAGCAGGAUCCCAAAGUUCCAGUAAUUGUGAUAAGGACUGGUUAGAGAUUGAGGGAAUCAGGUACUGUAAUCGAAUAACUGAGGGUGGCUUCAGCAAGAUUUAUGGAAGAUCUGUUAAAAUUAAGUUUAAAUCUGAUCAAUCAAUCACCUACAAAGGAUUUUAUUUGGAGUACAAAGCCUUCAGCUAUGAGGAUCCUUGCCCAAACCAAUUUAAGUGCAAGGAUGGAUCAUGUAUUUCUUUAAAGAACCAUUGUGAUGGAUGGAGGGACUGUCUGGAUGGCAGUGAUGAAACUAAGUGCAAUUGCUACUUCACAUGUCCAAGUGGAAACUGCAUUCUACAUGGAUCUGUUUGUGAUGGAAUAAAUGAUUGUGGAGAUGCAAGCGAUGAACUAAAUUGUACAAGAGCAGUGAUCUUUCCUUCAUUGCAUAAAGGCUGCUCCUUUACAUCAUAUAAGUGCCAUAAUGGUAAAUGUGUGAACAAGAUUAAUCCAGAAUGUGAUGGGAAAAGAGACUGCAUGGAUGGAUCAGAUGAAUCAGGCUGUGGAUGUGGAACAAGUCCAGCCAAGAAAACAAAAAUUGUUGGGGGUGAAAAUGCCAAGAAAGGGAAAUGGCCUUGGCAAGUUAGUCUGCAAAUGGGAAUGUAUGGGCAUAUAUGUGGAGCAUCCAUUGUUUCAAAUCGUUGGCUGGUAUCAGCUGGCCAUUGUUUCCAAGACUCUGACUCAAUCCGAUAUUCCACUUCAUCAGCUUGGACGGCAUAUUUAGGCUUGAGGUUAAUGAAUAGAAUGAACUCCUGGAUAGUGACCAGAUCAAUUAACAGAAUUGUUACCCAUCCCAAAUAUGAUGAAUAUACAUCAGAUUAUGACAUUGCUCUAUUAGAAUUGAAGACACCAGUCUUUUUCAGUGAUUCCAUCCAACCUGUCUGCUUACCUGCUAUUACUCAUGUCUUCAGUACCACAUCAAACUGUUACGUAACUGGCUGGGGAGUACUAGGAGAAGAUGGUGAAUUGGCCACUGUUCUUCAGGAGGCCAGUGUGAAAAUAAUUCCCCUCAAUAUUUGUAACAAGUUAUACAAGAAUUCAGUGACAACUAGAAUGCUGUGUGCAGGCUACCUUCAUGGUGGAGUUGAUGCAUGCCAGGGAGACUCUGGAGGUCCACUGGUUUGUCUGGGGAAAAGAAGGAAGUGGUUUCUCGCAGGAAUAGUCAGCUGGGGAGAAGGAUGUGCUCGACGUAAUCGUCCUGGCGUUUAUACUCGGGUUUCUAGAUUUUCUGACUGGAUCAAGCAACAAAUCAAUUAGAUCGUCAGUCCGUUCUGUGAAGAUGCUCACUAUUUUUCUUAAUUGGAGUAUUUUAAUAUUUCAGUAUUUUUACUCAUAGC